Messenger RNA from Lindgomyces ingoldianus, 1743 nucleotides. RefSeq lists its product as uncharacterized. The record is from RefSeq and is a predicted model, not a curated record. The transcript is spliced from 16 exons. The coding region runs from base 1 to 1743 and encodes 580 amino acids. Lineage: Eukaryota; Fungi; Ascomycota; Dothideomycetes; Pleosporales; Lindgomycetaceae.
AUGUUAUGCCACCGCUCUGGCUUUAGUCACGUCGGGAUGAUUGACCCCGAAUCAAUACGCAUAAAAACCGCAGUUGCGAGAAACAUCUCUCUAGACCACGGUCAAGACGGACGACUGUCCUUAACAGGCUCAAUGUUCAUUUGUCCAUUUGUGCUUCGCCUCUUGUCUAUCACUACAGUAUCUAAGCCAUGCUUGAAUGCCUGGAACUCUGAUUAUGUAUUGAAUAUUGCUGUGGCUGUUCUCAUGCCGUUUCGAGGGAUGACGAAGGUCGAUAAGGGCGCGCCAUUGUGGCUCGUAAGUGAUGGAUGCGGUAGCAUUGAAGGGCGGAAAGUGGAUCAUGCGGCCGCGCUUCCAGAAGGCGAAGUUGAACGUAUGGACAUGAGAUACACACGUUCAGAGGCCCAGCUCCAACUAAAAAAGAUUACUGCAAUUCCAUGCUUUUCACAUCAUCCGGUCCACUCGCGAUAUUUGAAAUGGAUAAUGCCGCCUAAUCACCGUUCCACACAUUCAGAUUGUAAAUUGCCGUGCAAGUCAGCUGUCGAGACUCUUGACAGGAGCCCAAAGAUCAGCGACCACGCUUGCGAAGUCACAUCGAUCGACGGUGCUCGCGAUCCUAAGGAACUAAAUAAACGGGCCUUACCAUUUGAUUCAGCGAUUCUUGCCCAGCUUCUUGCUCAUCGUCUCUCUACUCAAAGCAAUACUGCAACAAUGAUGGAGAUCUUCGACGAUCCGCAGCCCAGAGAAACAAUUCUGAGCUUACAGAUAUGGAGGCUAGAGCAAAGAGUUCUGCAGCUAGAGUUGUGUAACCGGAGACUGGAAUGUACAUUUGUGCGCAAGGACGAGCAAGACGAUCGUCUUAAUGCCAUUGACGAGCAGGUGGAAUGUAUUAGGAACGAUAUCGACAUGUUCGGCGACAGGAUCUUGGACCUUGAGAACGGCGAAUCUAGAGGAAAAUUAGCAGGACCAUCAGAUGCUGAUAUCGCUGGCGCGGCGGCGCUCAUCAAGCUUAUUGAAGCAUUAAGGAAAUUGACGGACCAAAACGGGGUCUUGGCACGGGAUAAAGCCAUAAAGGCAAGGAUAUACUCAAAAGUAUAUUGUACGGAUAUCGAAUGUGCCAGAGGGAGAGGAUGCUUAGUAAGCUCCCAGUGGUUCGACAGAAAUGCAAUCGGUGAAGCACCGAACAUCUUGACACAAUUGAACUCUGUUUUUCAAGGCAGCGUAGGAAACCAGCUACAGACUUACUACGAGCGAAACUCCUGGGUUAUAGCUUUGACUAUGCUCAACGCUCGAGUGGCGUUGACUGCAUUUCGUGGUACCCCCUGCACAGCGACGCUCCCGCGCGAAUUCGGCUGGGAUGAAAGUGCCAUUUUUUUGCAAUCCGUCCUGCAUGCUCGUGCCGUACUCUGUUUUGUGUUUGCUCAGUCUUCUCUGAGGGCGAAGUCGGCAUUCUGUUGCUUGUUGUUACCGUCAUGUUCAAUGAUCCUCGAUAAUGGCAUUCAGGAACCGUUUCUGGGACCUCGUGGUACCCACGUCCCGCUUUCGGGCCCCCCUCUCGAACCAAUAAAUACACGAGUGCUCGUUAGAUCUAGAAUGUGCCUGAUUUCGGGCCUCUUGUCAAGUAUGGACUGCCUGACGGAGUUCGUUCAACCGCAUAUGCAUGCUGUGAUGCGCUUGCGAAGUGCUAUGCGAAGCUUUCGAAGGCAAGCUAACUUGCUCCCCGCAAGUAAUGUGGGACCACUCUGA